Messenger RNA from Saitoella complicata NRRL Y-17804, 1975 nucleotides. RefSeq names its product kinase-like protein. Lineage: Eukaryota; Fungi; Ascomycota; Saitoellomycetes; Saitoellales; Saitoellaceae. The record is from RefSeq and is a predicted model, not a curated record. Gene Ontology annotation, biological process: protein phosphorylation. The coding region runs from base 325 to 1911 and encodes 528 amino acids. Gene Ontology annotation, cellular component: nucleus. Gene Ontology annotation, molecular function: ATP binding; protein kinase activity. The transcript is spliced from 3 exons.
CGACGGCUGUGUGACGCUUUGUCAGCCUGCACGCCGUUGAAACGACUGUACAACUACCAGAGCAUCCAUACAUUCCUCAGAAGCAUUGCCGGCUUCUGUACUCGCGAGAUCAUCCAGUUAUCCAAGUAUUACCACGAACGGCACCCUUUGGGACAGACACUCAGAUCGGAUCAAUUAUCGAAUUUACUUUCAAACUGCACGGAUCAACGCUGAUAACGUGUAAGCCACUUCUAUCUGCAUACACCACCGGACUCGUACUGAGUCCAUCGGAACAAUUGAUCCAUAUACUCAACCAGUUUGGCGACCGUAACAACAACUGGAUACAUGUCUACCACCUCCGCUUCGACAACAGCGCAGCGGUCGAAGCGCAGGCGAGAAUCCCCCGUUAAUUGGGAUCUGUUCUAUGGGGGCAACAAUCCAGCGGACGUGAUCGUCAUAGACGACACACCACCACCACAAGCACCUCGCAAUGGAUAUACAGAUCGAGAGGAUCCACGGUAUCCAACUUCGAAGAGACGGAGGGCGACGGAGCAGAGGUCGCAGCAGCAGUAUCGGCAGCCGGUGUACGAUGACCAUGCAUAUCUGCAGUCAGCACAGAACGCAUACUACCGCCAGCCGGUUGGCUAUCUUGCGCCGGUAGCACCUGUGUAUCCGGCGGCAUACUACAAUGGUGGUACCGCUGCGUACUAUCCUGCGUAUGUGGCUGCUCCGGUUUACGCACCGCAACCCCAACCACCAGCACCAAAACGACAACGGCGCACAGUGCAAUACACGCCAUCUACACCAGCGAAGAUCACGGAUGUCUAUGUGAGGCCUAUCAAUGAACCUGUUACGUCAAAUACACUCAUCACGGACACUGAGGGUCACUACAUCCCGGUGGCUCAAGCGUCGUUGACGACUCGAUACAAGAUCAUGAAUAUUCUUGGUCAGGGGACAUUCGGAAAGGUGGUGAAAUGUUGGGAUCGUACACAUCAGAAAUACGUGGCGAUCAAAGUCAUUCGUGCUGUUCAGAAAUAUCGAGAUGCGAGCAAGGUUGAGUUGAGGGUCCUGAAGACUCUCCGCGAGCGAGACCCGGAUAACCUUCACCGAUGCAUUCAUUUGCGGGAUUGUUUUGACUUUCGGAACCAUAUUUGCAUCGUUACGGAUCUGCUUGGCAUCUCCGUUUUCGACUUCUUGAAGUUAAAUUCGUUCAUCCCAUUUCCGCCAAGUCAUAUCCAGUUAUUCGGGAAGCAAUUGGUGGAUGCAGUUAACUUCCUGCAUUCCCUCGGACUUAUCCAUACGGAUCUCAAGCCGGAGAAUAUUUUGCUGGUUAACAGCGAGUACCGGGAAGUGCAGUAUCAAGCGAAACGUGGAUCCGCUUACAAAACGAGAAAAAUCCUGCUGAAUACGGAAAUCCGCCUCAUUGAUUUUGGGUCAGCUACUUUCGAUGACGAGUAUCAUUCAAAUGUGGUAUCGACCCGGCAUUACAGAGCACCCGAAAUCAUCUUCGGCACUGGGUGGUCUUAUGCGUGCGAUAUGUGGUCGAUCGGGUGUAUCCUGGUUGAAUUCCACACGGGAGAAGCUCUCUUCCAGACUCAUGACAACCUGGAGCAUCUUGCAAUGAUGGAGCAAAUCUGUGGAAAGGUCCCUAGUCGUGUGAAGGACAAGGUGCAGAGAUCCAAGGAUGGGUCCAAAUUUUUCGGAAGAGACGGCAAGCUUGACUAUCCCAAUGAUGAUACGACAAGGCAAAGCCGAAAGUAUGUGAAGGCCGUGAAGCCUUUGGACCACAUCAUCCCACCAAAGACGAGUUUGAACCAGAGGUUCUUGGACCUACUUGACAGAAUAUUUGAUUACGACACAACAACUCGCAUCCCAGCAGCCGAGGCGCUGAAACACGCAUAUUUCUAUACGCCAGUGCCGGAAGGAGAGUAGUUGUCGCGUAUUACAUACACGUGAAUGGUGUGAUAAGAUAUGUUCCGGGAGUUCAGGAUAGGGC